AUGCCUGCUCCAGCCGUAGGAAUCGAUCUUGGAACUACCUAUUCUUGUGUUGGUGUUUUCCAACACGGGAAGGUUGAAAUAAUCGCUAAUGAUCAAGGAAAUCGAACAACUCCGAGUUAUGUCGCCUUCACUGAAACGGAAAGACUCAUUGGCGACCCGGCGAAGAACCAAGUCGCUCUCAAUCCCUCAAAUACAGUUUUCGGUGAGUUGUUUUUUCAGGAGACUUCUGCUUAAUCUCAAACGAAAUAUAGUGAUUUUCGACGUUACAUAGAUGUAACCUCGAUACAAAAGAAGGUCAUUUUUUUUCGGCGCCUGUGAUCGAUCGCCAUACUCUUUUUUGUUGGUUAGAUGCAAAGCGGCUCAUCGGACGAAAAUUUAACGAAGCAACUGUUCAAGGCGACAUGAAACACUGGUCUUUUAAGGUAAAUCAGUAAUACUCAAGGUUAAAUAAACCUCAAGUAUUAAAUAAGAAUGAUUUCAAUCUGCUCAAUGCAUGCAAAAAUUCACUUUCACUUUCAGGUUGUAGACGAUGGCGGAAGACCAAAAAUUCAAGUUGAACACAAAGGCGAAACUAAAACGUUCUUUGCCGAAGAGGUAUUUGACCCUUCCUUUUUGCUUGAGUAUUUCUCAAGAUGAAAGGUAAGCUUUAGUAACUUAUCUGCCACAUACCUCGCUUAUCGUACAUGUUCGUUGUUUUAUAUGACAGAUUUCUUCCAUGGUUUUGACCAAAAUGAAGGAAACAGCAGAGGCGUAUCUCGGUGAUAAGGUCACUGACGCUGUUGUCACUGUGCCGGCUUAUUUCAAUGAUUCACAGAGACAGGCAACCAAAGAUGCCGGUAAGAAGUCUAAGAACUAAAACUGGACUAGACUUGACUUUCAGUCAAGUGUACUGAAAAUAAUUUGUUAAAAGUAUCUGUGGGGUUUUAUUAUUUUUUUUAUUUCCUACUUGCUACACAUGUAUUACAGCAACAGAUAGCUCCUCUGUAGGAAGAACGUGCUAUGAAAUAUAUGUUUUGUCUCUCUUAAACCCCACCUGGAAGGGGUUGUACUUUCUAUAUACCUGCCAACUCUCCCGGUUUUCCCUGGAGUGUCGGUCUCCAAUAGGAUUCUUCAGUCCAGUAAUCCUGACCUGAAAUUCCAUGUAAUCCCAAGGGUAUCCCACCUCCUGCGCAUACUUUCAAUCCUGAAUACUGAGCUUCAGACUAGGAAAAUCUCGGAUCCCAAAAAACCUAUUUUUCUACCAUAGCCUUUUUCAAAAUUUUUUUUUUUUUGAGAUUUCAAAAAGGAAAAUAAAACAAGAAGUGGAUUUGAUUCUCUUGUUUGAGCUGUUCUCGAUCAAAAAACAUAAAACAGAGCAAUCAAAUUGAUAUAUAUUUAACGAGUAUCGUAAUUGGUAAGAAAUCAUCAAAUCAAAUUGCACAAUACAUGGUAGAAAGGAGGCCACAAGGUGGCCAAGUGAGCGACAGUCUUUAUCCUGCAUUAUAUUAAAUGGAAGGAGUUUUUGAAAGUCUACUCAGGUGCAAGGAAUUGGUCUCACCAUUAGACAGUGGAUUAUUAAAUAAUGCUGUGCAAGGUUUAAACCCAGGAGUAAUUUAUAAGUAGGUUUGGGUGAGCAUAGUCCUUAAUAAGCACUCAUCCCCUCCCCCCCAAAAAAAAACAAAACAAAGAAAAAAUUGACCUUAAUGACAAUGAAAUUGAAAUGACUUAGCACUACACAGAGUCUCCCCCAAAAGACUGAGUUUUCUUAUUAUUUUGAAGGAAGUUUCAAUGAAAAAACUCCUGCAUGUGUACAUCGUGGGUGCAUCUUUCCCUUUUAUUAUUUUUUAUUGAUUUGUUUCGAAAUAAACUUACAACUUGAUGAACAUGGUGAAAAUUAAAUAGGUGCCCAGCCUCAAAUAAGAGCCCACCUUGAAUAAAUGCCCACUCUCAAGGUCCAGAAAUUAAAUGAGUGCCCUGAGGGUCCUAGCCUCCUACACACACAUUAACCCAUUCGCCCCUGAACCCCGAACCCCUGAACCAGGUCCUUUCUACCCCGUCAUCAGUUUUAACGGCGGAUCCAGGUCCUUUCUACCCUUUGUGACACGCGUCAUCAGUUUUAAUCCGGUCUAAAAGGACAACUCUUUUCAAAAUUACUAAAUGCCCACAAGAAAAAAAAAAUGAGGCGUGUGCAGAGUGAAGAGAUCUUUCAAACCAUACCAGAAUGAGCACAAUUCAGUCAAGGACACCGGAGAAAGAAGCAAAAAACCACGUGACAAGGACCUGAAAAUCUCCAUGAAAAUCUUGUUCCAUUACCCACCUACCUUUCCUUUCACCUAAUCCUAAGAUCCUAAAAGCUUUGCUAAAAACUCUUCCCACCAAAAUGAAGCCUACUAAAUGCCCAGCAAGAGAAAAAAAAAUGAGGCAAGAAAAGCGAAAAAAGAAGGGAGGACAGAAAGCGAAAAGUGAAAGUCAAGACUGCUGUGUCACUUUUAAACCCAAAAAAAAAAAUCUUUCCUUUUUGUCUAGUUUUGGGCUGCGCACGGAUUUUGUCAAAAGGUCCAAAAUAGCUGUAUUUGCCAGCAUUGUGACGUCAAAAUGAGCACGGUGACCCCCACUUUUUAUUACUUUUUUAUCAUCUUCUUGACUUGUUACAUCAGUGUACCAAGUUUCAUAUACAAUCUAUGUUAGGUUCUUUUACUAGGGAAUCACCUUAAGACGGAAUCCAUGGGGAAAUUUAGUAAUUUUAACUUUCAGUAGACAAAAACCUUGUACCAGAAUAAUUUAAAGAAUAUUGCAUUCUUUUUUAUAUUGUAAUAUAGUCAUCUGUAAUAACACCAAAGAAAAUUUCUCAUGGGAGUCCAAGAAAUGAACGUCAAAUUUCACGAGAAUUUUUGGAAACGCAGGUAAAAUUCUAAAAAUUUCAUGUGUAAGAUGUAAUUAAUUUAUUUUAAGAUGUAAUUUAUUUAUUUAUUUUCUCGGGCUCCCAUAUGAAAUUUUCUUUGGUGUUAUUACAGAUGACUAAUAUUACAUCUUUAGCCCUUGAAAAAUGUUAAAAAGAAUGGGUUAUGCUUUCAUUAUUAUUCUGGUACAAGGUUUUUGUCCACUGAAAAUUAAAAUUACUUCCUGGUGGAUUCCAUCUUAAUUCUUUGGGGUUUGUCACACAUUCCUACCCCUCAAUCAUCAUUCAUUAGGGACGACUUCUAUGGAGCCAAAAGAACGUCUGCUUGGAUGGCUACAGGGUCCUUAAUCAAAUUAAAUGCUUUUCAAAUAAAGGGGAAAUGUUACCUCAAUCUAGAAAUCUUGGAAGCGUUUCCAAUGGGUCUUGAAGUCUCGUUUUGGGGUGAUUUUUGCACCUCUGAGCCUCAAAUUUUGUUUUGUUUUUUUUUGCUGAUAGGUCUCAAAGUCUCGAAUUUUGGGGGUUUUUUUAAUUUCUAUUUGGUCUUCAGGAGUUAAAUUUUUUAGAGUACAUGGGUACAUCUUAUUGAACUGAGCUGUAGUGGAUUAAGACAGUCAAACAAGAGAAAGCAGUGUAUUGGUGGGCUUGGAUCAGCUUUCAUUGGUGUUGUUGGUCUUUUUAUUUAGUUUUAAUUUAUUUGUACUUACCAUUUUAUACCCCUAAAAAAGGUCACAAUGGUACGAGCUAUUUUUAAAAGCAUAUAAAAAUAUUAAACCUAAAUUUAAUUCUGACAAGGAUCAUGCAAGAAACUGCAACACCACAAAAAAUUUCACUUCAAAAACACAGUGGGCUUAAAGGCACAAACAACACACAUCAUACUGUUUGAGGUCACUGUGGUACUACAAGGGCGGGUUUUAUUUAUAAAACUGCAAGAAAAGUGAGUAACACCAUAUUCUUCGUAAACCCCAAUUAUCUCCCUCAACAAUGGGACUUGUGAUUUUGUUUCCAUGCAGUGCAUUAUUAUCAAGUGACAUAUAAUUUCAGUUACAAUUUUUAACUUCCAAAGGAUUAGCAAGAGUUGCGAAACUAGCAACUCAGAUAGCCCAUUGUGCAUUUUGCAUGGAAAUUAUCCAUAUUUCCAUUCCAUGUUGAAAAGAGGCACAUGACAAGAUUGCUUAAACAGUUACUGUUAUAGGAAUUAUGAUUGUUCUGGAGUAUUGCUUUUACUGGACAGAUUAGCAUUACUGGACAGCUUUGCAAAUUACUUUUUCAUGGCUAUAACAAUAAUAUUUUCUUUAAUCUGCAAGUUCACUCAUGUUAUCAUUGUAAUUUUUGUUUCUAUAUACACUAUUUUCAUUGUUUUGAUACUUUUUUUAAGUUUAGAAACAUUUGGUUAAUUUUUUUUUGCAACUGUGCAUUACUGAAGUCACUAUCAUUAUUAAUUUUUAUUCCUGAUUUGUACUGACUUUUAGCUGGUCUACUUCAUUAUAAUAAGCAAAGGUGUACAAAUCACCCUCUCGCCCAUAGAGAGUUGAGUCAUUCGCCUAAUUGAGCAUGACCAGUGUUUGAUAGGGGAUCCAUUUUUUACCUGAAUUUGGUCACCUUUCCAGUCUAGCAGACAAAUAAAUCUCAACAGCAUUAAUGUUUUUUUAUAUUUGCCACAUUGAAGCAAUUUUAUGUUUUUCUUCCUCUCUUUAAAGAAUGCUUUGGUACAAAAGUCAUACCACCCCUCUUCUCUCUCUUACUCCUCCUUCGCCCAUAACCCCUUUCUCCUUUUGAAUGUACUCUUCUGGUCUACCAUAUAAAGCUGAACUUGCUGCAAGUCUCUAUGACUUCUUUAUUUAGGCUGAUUAUUCUUCAAGAAAAUCAAUUAUCUAUGACUUGCACGAAACAUUUAAAUAACGUACCACUAUCUAUUCUUUACUUAGGAGUAAUUGCUGGUCUCAAUGUUCUUCGCAUAAUCAACGAACCCACCGCUGCAGCCAUUGCUUAUGGGCUCGACAAAAAAGUUGGUGGUGAGAGGAAUGUGCUCAUUUUUGACCUGGGUGGUGGUACCUUUGAUGUUUCCGUUCUCACCAUCGAGGAUGGCAUCUUUGAGGUCAAAUCAACAAGUGGAGAUACCCAUCUUGGAGGUGAAGAUUUCGACAAUCGCCUGGUUGACUUUUUGAAGGGAGAAUUUAAGAGGAAAUACAAGCAAGAUAUCUCUGGCAACAAGCGGGCGAUGCGCCGUCUGCGAACAGCCUGCGAAAGGGCCAAGAGGACUCUGUCUUCAAGUCAUCAAGCAAGUAUUGAGAUUGACUCACUUUAUGACGGCAUCGACUUUUAUAUCUCCGUAAGCCGUGCCAAGUUCGAGGAACUCAAUGGUGAUUUGUUCCGUAGUACUUUGGAACCAGUGGAGAAGGCGCUGAGGGAUGCAAAGUUGGAGAAAUCUAAAAUCAAUGAGAUAGUUCUGGUUGGUGGCUCUACUCGCAUUCCCAAAAUUCAAACGUUGCUGUACGAAUGCUUUGAUAGGAGGAAGGAGCUAAACAAGAGCAUCAAUCCUGAUGAGGCUGUAGCUUAUGGUGCAGCCGUACAGGCAGCUAUCCUGAAAGGAGACAAAAGUGAAGCGGUGUCCGACCUCCUGCUUCUGGAUGUGGCUCCCUUGUCCCUUGGAAUCGAGACAGCUGGUGGUGUAAUGACACCUCUCAUCAAACGCAACACCACUAUUCCUACGAAGAAGAGUCAGACCUUCACCACAUACUCUGACAACCAGCCUGCUGUGUUGAUCCAGGUGUUUGAAGGCGAACGCGCAAUGACAAAGGACAAUCAUCUUCUUGGAAAGUUUGAGCUGACCGGCAUCCCUCCUGCUCCACGUGGUGUACCACAGAUUGAAGUCACAUUUGAUGUUGAUGCCAAUGGAAUCAUGAAUGUUUCUGCCAAAGAUAAGAGCACUGGCAAAGAAAACAAUAUUGUCAUCACAAAUGACAAAGGUCGUCUGUCCAAAGAAGACAUUGAACGCAUGGUCAAAGAAGCGGAGCAGUUUAAGGCGGAUGAUGACAAGCAAAAAGACAAGGUUCAAGCCAAGAACAGUCUGGAGAGCUAUGCCUACAGUAUGAAGAGCACAAUUGAGGAUGACAAAGUGAAAGACAAGAUCAGUGAAGAAGACAAGACAGCCAUUGCAGAUAAAUGCAAAGAAGUGAUUGAAUGGCUGGACCAAAAUCCAUCUGGUGAAAAAGAAGAUUAUGAAGCUAAACAGAAGGAGCUAGAGAAGGUUUGCAACCCUAUUAUCACCAAGCUUUACCAGGGUGCUGGCGGUGCUGGUGGAAUGCCAGGUGGAGCGCCUGGUAGUAUGCCUCCUGGAGGGUUUCCAGGUGGAGCUCAGCCUGAUAGCGCAGGCCAAGAAUCUUCUGGUCCCACCAUUGAAGAAGUUGAUUAAAUU
Molecule: messenger RNA, 6293 nt
Organism: Porites lobata
Lineage: Eukaryota; Metazoa; Cnidaria; Anthozoa; Scleractinia; Poritidae
Source: the annotation of a GenBank genome assembly